Molecule: messenger RNA, 2680 nt
Organism: Notechis scutatus (mainland tiger snake)
Lineage: Eukaryota; Metazoa; Chordata; Lepidosauria; Squamata; Elapidae
Source: RefSeq, a predicted model, not a curated record
UGUUUGAAAACGAAGCUUUCUUACUCUCCUGGCCUACCAGGACCCCCCCCCCCCGUUUUUUUAAAGGGGGGCACCGGCUAUGCCUCCUGGCUGGAGGAAUUGGGGAGGCUGAAACGCUUCCUAGGGGCUCUGGGGGAGGGAGGGGGGCUCCAGUGUCGGCGUGGUUGUUCACAGAUCUGUUGGUGUGAGCCCCCAACCUUUCUGCGGCCUGGAAGAUCGACAUUUCCCUGACACUGUCCAGGAAGUCAAGGACAUGUCACCCUGCACCCGGAGGGGAGUGCUUAGAGGAAUGGCUCCAGUUAGGAUGAUGGUUGACUGGGCCAUGUGAUGAACGCUGUGUCUCGGAAUGGCUGCGACGCCCAGAUGGAUGCUCAGAGAGUGCAUGACCAGCUAGGGACUUCAGGCAAGUGGCACAGGAGCAGAAGUCGUGGCCUGCCUCUUGCGAAGCAAACUAGAUUCCAUUCAGACUGGAUAUGCAGGAUUCACUGUCUUAAGCAUUUGAUUAAAAAACUUGAUUUGCUUUAAUCCGGGGAGCCCUUUUGGCUACCAUUAGUCUGGCUUAUUUCAAAGCCAUCCACAGGAAGCUUAGAGUACAAUACAAAUUGGGUCUCUCCUAUCCCCCACCCCACCAUCACCACCAUGUCGACGUCUUCGCUGCGCCGCCAGAUGAAGAAUAUUGUACAUAAUUACUCUGAAGCCGAAAUCAAGGUUCGUGAGGCUACAUCAAAUGACCCUUGGGGCCCAUCUAGUUCUCUCAUGUCUGAAAUUGCCGAUCUCACCUACAAUGUGGUAGCCUUCUCAGAAAUCAUGAGCAUGAUCUGGAAGCGUCUCAACGAUCAUGGGAAAAAUUGGCGUCAUGUCUACAAGGCUAUGACACUUAUGGAAUACCUAAUCAAGACAGGUUCAGAGAGGGUUGCACAGCAGUGUAAGGAGAACAUAUAUGCCAUCCAGACACUAAAGGAUUUUCAGUACGUUGACCGGGAUGGCAAAGAUCAAGGGGUCAACGUGCGGGAGAAGGCCAAGCAGCUGGUGGCCCUCCUUAAAGACGAUGAGCGUCUCAAAGAAGAGCGGGCCCAUGCCCUCAAAACUAAGGAGAAGCUGGCCCAGACUGCAACCGCUUCUUCUGCUUCAUCAUCUUUGGCAAAUGCCCCAGUAGAAGCAGAGCAAGCGUGGCCCCAGAGCAGCGGGGAAGAAGAGCUGCAGCUGCAGCUGGCACUGGCCAUGAGUAAAGAGGAAGCGGAGCAGGUAAGCGCCAAGCCCCCUGCAGUGGCCGACGAAGACCUACAGCUCCAGCUAGCCCUUAGCUUGAGCAAAGAGGAGCACGACAAGGAAGAGCGGAUCCGACGCGGGGAUGACCUUCGCCUCCAGAUGGCCAUUGAAGAGAGCAAAAAGGAGACAGUCCCCGCUAAGGAGGAGUCAUCCUUGAUGGACCUUGCUGAUGUCUUCACUGCUCCACCACCUGCUGAUCCAUGGGGCGCUCACGCUCCUCCUGCUGACCCUUGGGGUGGCGCUGCCACAGUUGCACCCACAGCUCGUACGGACCCGUGGGGACCCCCUGCUGCUGCAGCAGCCCCUGCAGGAGAUCCAUGGGGAACUUCUGCAGCGCCUCCGGUACCCCCUUCGGACCCCUGGGGAGCCCCCCCAGCUGCCACUGCUGACCCCUGGAAGGCCGAAGGUGGGACUUCUGUGGGGCCUGCAACAGCACCGCCCACAGACCCGUGGUCCUCCAGCACGGUCCCCACAUCCCAAGGACAGCCUCCUCCUCCUGCUCCUCCUCCUCCUGAUCCUUGGACUCCAGCGUCCACUUUUUCAGAUCCCUGGGGGGGCUCCCCUUCUAAGCCUAGCACCAAUGGCAUGGCAGCUGUCAGAGGCUUUGAGCAGUUUGAUGACAGGGACAGGGAUGAAUUCUCUGAUUUUGACAGCCUGCGCCCAGCACUGCCCAAAUCUGGAAGCAGCACAGGCGAACUGUCCCUCUUAGCAGGGGAGGUCCCUGUUUCUCAGGCUGGCAGUGGCAAAGACAGCCCCAAUGCUUUUGAUAUGGCUGCCGUGGCUGGGUCACUGCCAGAGACCUGCAAGCCAAUGCGUAAAACCCCCGAGUCAUUCCUGGGUCCCAACGCAGCCCUUGUUGAUCUGGACUCGCUGGUCAGCAAACCUGCUGCUCCAUCCAGCAGCACCAAGGCUUCGAACCCCUUCCUCCCACCUGGUUCAGCUCCCGCCCCAUCUGCCUCGGCCACCAAUCCAUUCCAGGCAGCGGCAGCCACCCCGCUGUCACUCAAUCAGCUCCGUGUCAGUCCGGCCACAGCCAACUCAACCGAGGAAUCUACUGAAAACAGUGGGGCUCGGUGCCCAGCAGAGUUGAGAAGCUCUUCCUGCCUCUGGCCCAGCGGCCUUCCCGACAUGGCCUGCGUGGCAGCGGCCUUCCGUGUCUUUGUGGGUUGGACAUCCUGUGGCCCACCAGGAAAGCGCCGUUUCUCAGACGCACAGCCAGACAAGAGACCUGUUCUUCAACCAGCACAACUCCGAAAGAGCCUCGAAAUGUUCUUCGGAUCAGUGGGGGGAACAGAGAGAGGGAGGGGGGAUGUUGGGUGGUCACUUUUACCCCUUCUAUAGCAGCAGCAGCAGCAGCAGAAGCUUGUGGGGGGAGGGAGUCAUGGCUGUGUGUGUUUGUGUGUGUGUGUGU